GCAGGCAGGCAGAGCCCAGGAACACAUCCACGCACAUCCACACACAUACAGGCAAGCCUAGCUGCUCUCCGGCAGAGGAGAGAGGGAUAAACACAGGCAGACCGGAGGAACGCGGCAGCGGCUCUCGCGUGUCUGCUUUGUGUGCGCGUGCGCGCUCGCUCGCUCGCUCGGUGCUCGAGACGACUAGCGGGGCGGAACAUGGAGGGGCUCGGGAACAACGCCGGGAAGUGACCUCGAACCGAGGAGGAAAAAAUUGGGGGGAGACAAACGAACCGAGAAGAGCGAGAAGAAGGACGGACUGCCGGACGGACGGAAAGGAGGAGAGGAAGGAAGAGAGAGAGCGAGAGAGAGAGGGAGAAGUCUUGACAGAGGAGAAAGAAGAGUGGGGAAGGGGUUCACCUGGAACUCGCAAGGAUUUUAAGGAGUGAGCCCUGGGCUGGAUGGGACCCACCAUGCCCCCCAGUAAGAAGGCCCAGAGCCCCAGCAGCGGGGCCAGCGCUUCGCAGGGCAUGAGCCCGCCCUACCGGCAGGGCGACCCCGCCACGGCGGCGUCCGAGGCCGAGGCGGCCGACCUCUCGCUCUCCCUGUCCGCCUCCUUCUCCAAAGCCGAGGACGAGGAGCUCACCAGCCUCUCCUGGCUCCAUGAGAGCACCGACCUCCUCAACAGCUUCAGCCACUCCGGGCUGCGUAGCGUCUCCCCUCUGCAGGAUCCCGACAGUCAGCACCCACGCUCGCCUUCCUCCUCGUCGCCGUCCCCGGACGACGCGCUGCUCGGCGACGCGCACUCGGCGUACGACCUGGCGACGGGGGCCAACCGGAAACCGCCGUACUCCUUCAGCUGCCUGAUCUUCAUGGCCAUCGAGGACGCGCCCAACAAGCGGCUGCCGGUGAAGGACAUCUACGGCUGGAUUCUGGAGCACUUCCCUUACUUUGCGAACGCUCCAACGGGCUGGAAGAACUCGGUGCGGCACAAUCUGUCGCUCAACAAGUGUUUCAAGAAGGUGGACAAAGAUCGCAGUCAGAGCAUAGGCAAAGGCUCCCUGUGGUCCAUAGAUCCAGAGUACAGGCACAAUCUGAUCCAGGCGCUGAAGAAGACGCCGUAUCAUCCUUAUUCGCCCAGUUUGGCCACACCUUCCACCUCCCCGCCCAGCCUGCCUCAGACGUUUCACCACAGUCCUCCAUUGUGGUCAGGGAGCCCCCUCUUCAGAAAGAACGGAGGAGUUCUGCUACAAGUUCCCCGCGGCGUGAUCCAGAACGGCGCUCGCGUCAGGAGCCAGGCCCUCUUCCCUGUCAUCAGACCCCUUCCCGUAAGCCCCGUGGGGAGCAGAACCUCGGCCAUAAGAUCAUCCCUGGGAGAUUACCUUAGCCGGGGAAAGGACAGCCCGUCUCGCUACUCCCCCAUCCCUUGCGGCGAGGACCUCCAGGACGACCACACCUACAGCACCGGCAAGUCCCCCAGCAGCCUGUCCCCCUCCGAAAUCACCAAUCCUUCCUCCGCGCUGGAAGACAACGACAUCAUCGCCGUGGAGAUCCAGUCGGACAUCAAGCCGGAGCCCCGGGAGAUCCCGCUGGACUCUCACAUAGCCACAGCCGCCGCCGCCGCCGCCUACGUUUCCCAGCAGCCCCCGCGCGGACAAAGACGCAGCUCGGCGGCCGGAGCCGGGACUCUGCCGGGCAGCAGCCUGCCCUGGACCAAAAGCCGAGCGAGGGGCAUUAGCGACACGCUGCCGCUGAAGAAGCGGCGCGCGCCGGAGAAGCCGCCGGAGAGCGACGACGAGGAGAUGAAGGAGGCGGCGGGGUCGCUGCUCCACCUGGCCGGCGUCAGAGCCUGCCUCAACAACAUCACAAACCGCGCCGCCAAGGGCCAGAAGGAGCAGAAAGAGGCCCUAAGAAACUAAAAAAAAAAAAAAACAUACGCAUUCAGAAACCUCCAGGCACGCACACCCAACACACACCCCCACACCCCCACACACACCCCCACACGUACACAAAUAGGUCAACAGGUAACGUUACUACAGCAUUAGUCUCGACAGACACUCGUCAUCUCCCUCUAUCUAUCUGCAGGGCAUUAGGUGAAUCCUACUUAUUUGUGGCAAUAUCAAAAAUCAAUGUUUUCCUACAUGUUCAGCAACACUAACAUCAAUGGGUAUCUCUCAUAUGUCUAUGUUGGGUUUUUUGUUGUCGUUUUAAAAAGGGGAUGAAAGCCAUAAAAAAAAAGCAUGUUUUGUCACUAAUUCGCGGCGAGCAGAGGAAGUACGCCGCGCAGCGAGCGGAGGAUGGCUGUUUGUCCUUUCCUGGUUUCGGUUCUUUUCUUUUUUUUUUUUUUCCACAUUGAAUCUGUAGCAAUCUCUCAGCGAUGCCAGCUAACGCGGCGGAGACCCACCUCUUCAGGGGGCGGGGGGCAUCGCUCUCCGACACCCACGAGCACAAACGUGAGACUGUGCCAAAGAUACGCGACCAGGUUGCUUCAUGUAGCCGAUGCGACAGCCGACGGAGAAGAAGGACAAAAAAGAAAAACGGAGAAGGCAUUGUGGUAAAGAGCUGAAGAGAGGAGUGACCUCAAGUGUCAAAGUUAAAACCCAAUGUGAUGUAUAUUCAAUGCACUUAAAAUUAUUUUAUGCCACUUACAUGGAGAAAAAAAAAACUUGGUUUAUUUCGAGAGCACUCAUAGUAUUUAAGAAUAAAAUAUCUUAAAAUAAAAAAAUGUAAAAAAAAAAAAAGAAGUCAUGUUUAUCACGAUAGAGACAGAUAGCAAGCCGGGUCUGAGGCAAUAUCUUCUUCAUUUUGUUGUUCUUGUUGCAUCACGUAGUCGUCGUCCCUGAAACUCGCUCAGUACCUCCGUUCAGAGAUCAUAGCUAUACCCAGUAGCUGCCACAACGUCCUGUCCAGCCGACAACGCCAACUUUCCACGUCCGACCCGCUGGGCUCGGGCCUCUCCUGACCGUCGUGUCCCCAUCUCUAAACCCUCUCACUCUACCUUCAUAAAGAUAUAAGCAAUUUGUCCCGCGCGGGCAACUCUGUACAAAGGUUAGAAAAUAUUUUAUUUUUUUUCCCCUUUUUCUUAAUUGAAGCAAUUUGACCUGCAGGACUUUCUCAGUUAUAUUGCAUGGGUGCUUGUAAAUAAGAUGAGAAGCAAAAUCUUUUUUAUUCAAAGAUUCAUGUAAGAUAAACGAUGUAUUUAGCAUGAAGCAUGACUUAUUUUCAUAUAAACCUUGAUCCUACAGGAAAGGAAAAAAAAAAACGAUUUUUUUUUUUUUUUUCUGCCAAUUCUAAUACCUGUGAUUAUUAUGGAGUUUUUUGUUUUGUUUUAUCAGGGUUUUUUGGGUUUUUUUCCUUUGGAGUGGGCAUGUCUUCAGGCAGGAAACGUAGAUUAGAGACCUCCACCCCCCGUUGAAGGGCGGGUGGUGAAACCUCUAGGCUUCGGAUUUCAGGGCCAGCAGAAGCGCCUCUUUUGAGGGGUGGCGGGAUGAGGGGGUGUAGGGUGGGCUUCCGUCUACUUCUGCCUGUUGGUCUUGUCUCUUUUCAGCGUUUUAGUUUUGGAUUUGUCGGAGUGGGUUUUUCAACGACACGUCUUCAGGCAGGAACAAUUAGAAACCCCCCCCUUUGCACCCCCUCUCCCAAGGGUGCCACCUUUGAGCUCCGGGUUUGACCACCUCUUUUUGGGGAGGGUGGGCUUCUGUCUUCCUCUACCUGACUGUCUUUCUUUUUUUUGUUUGUUUUUUUGUUGAUUUUUCUUGUAGGUGUUCAGUGUUAUCCCCACAUCCCCUCCCACCCCCGGUGUGUCACUACAGGUCUCGUCUGUGGAGUGUGUGAGCCAGUGUGUCCGAGAACACACACACCCUUUAACGUUGUGCCUGCCUCCCUGCCUGCCGUCAGUCGCUCUAUUUACACAACAGAGCGCCACCUGUAUUUAUUUAUAACAGUUUUGUUUUGUUUUUUGUUGGGGGGGGAUUUUUUUCUCUCUCUCUUUUCCAGCGUGUAGAUGUACAUGUGAUCUUACUUUCCAUUGACAUUGUUCAGUGUAAAUGUAUGAAUCAGUUGGGCAUGGAAAACUCUGUAGGUGUCCUGAAUAAAUCUCAUGUCCCCCUCCACCCCUUCAAAAUGGAAAGAAAAUGGCUACCUUGUAGGAAACAGAGAGGAAGAAAUGUUGUUUUCUAAGUUAAAUACAGUAUUUUAAAUUCUGUAAUUUAAGAAGAGGUUUGCUGCCAUUGUAGAGGACAAAACACGGUAGGAAACUUUAAAGGGCAUAUAUUAUUAUUAUUUUUAUUUUCUUACCAAAAUCAAGAAAUGUGUGAAGAUUCAAAGUGACGAAGCAGCCAAACGUUCCCGAAGAGCGACGCCAAACACAGGCAUCAGUGCGAAAUACAAAGGCACCAAAGACGAGUGUCGUGAUUUGCAAAGAGUACAGCUUGAGGUCAAAACGUGAAAAAUAGUAUGAUUAACCUCAUAAGGCCUAAGUUUCAAAUGUCCGGCUGGAUGUUUUUUGCUUCUUUUAAUUGUAUUUUAAUUGUUCUUUAAAUGUCCUGUGAGUAAACAUAUUUGCCCAUUUAUCCGUAACAACUGGAACUUUCAAUAUCUAGCGAGUAUCUGGCCAGUAAAAUUUGAAGUCAGCCUAACCAGAGAGGUCGGAAGUUUGUCCCUUCAAACAGCAUGCUGUUUCACACUAAAACAAAACGUUAAGGUAAUAAAUCCUCAUCUAUGACCAAACUACAAUUAGUUAAUUUCUCUUCUUCAUUUGGCUCCGACACGGAGAAACAGCUGAAGCUAUUUAGCAUUUUGUACUGACAUAACAGAAAAGUGUUGUGGAAGGCAGCAUUUUCUUAUCUGACACACUUUAUGCUCACAAACAGCAAGCUACUGUUGCCUCUGCAUAAACUGUAUUUUAUCACCGUCUCCCAAUUUCGGGGUUGUUCCUUCCCUGAAGUCCCAAAAAAUUCCGAGUGUUUCCAACAUAGAAACUUUUUCAGUUGUUGUUUGACUCCAACAUGCGGCUACACACGCACUCGACAAGUCCCGGUUGAUGAGGCCUAUCAGACACCAUACAUGGCGCUUCCUGUUUUUAGAUAAUUGUCGACUUUUGUUUUACUGUCAAAAAGGUGAAUUGGAUUUAUUUGUUUAGAAAAACAACGGAAAGGCACACUUUCAACAUUUUGUAUUUUUAAACAGUCUUUGCUUUGCUUUGUUUAUUUUGUUUUUAUGAGAAAUGAUGUAAAACAUUAAAGGAGAGCGCGUCAACGUGCUAAUAUUCUGUCAUCUGGGGUUGUUUAGAGUAGCAGAGACAGAAGAGGUGUGUGUGUGUGUUUUUUAAGUUGACUAGACACUGAGCGAUUAUGAGCAGGUCGAGCCGGAAAAACAAAUGCAUGUCCCAUUCACCGGUAUGCUCCUUUUGCCACCUGCAGCAUGCAUCGCUGACUUUCCAUUCCGCGCAUACGGAAAAAGAGGCCAAGAGGAAAACGCAGUCGGAGCGUCUGGCUGUGUGCCAUCCGUCUCGUUUCUGUCUGAGGGUUCCCACUCGGCUGCAUUCGACGUAAUACCCCCCCCCCCCACCCCUCCCCACACUCACACACACACACACACACGCCCCUGCACUGACAAGUAAAACAAAAAAACACAAAAAAAGAGUUGGUUUACCAGACGCUCAAUUUUUUAGUGCGACUCCCCUUGUAUUUUGUCGUAGAGAUUAAAUCUGGCUUUUAACGUCCUGGAAAAAACUCAAAUUAAUUUCUUUCCACUGCCUGAAAAAGCGCUCAAGACGAGUGAUUUUAGUUCUUCACACCUGCCAAACAGAACCCAUUCAUAAACAAAUGAACGGUUUUUGCCAACUUUUUUUUUGUUUUGUUUUUGCUAGUUUUUAAUCCCUUUAUUAUUAUUAUUGUUAUUAUUAUUAUUAUUAUUUCUCUUGUUCAAAAUUCCUUAAAAUACUGCCAUUGUUUCUGCAGAGCUGAAUCUUGGAAAGCCAUAGGUUCAUGUUUGUGAGCGAGAUGUGAUGCGGGGUGCACCCGGGUGUUGGUUCCUAUUUUUAUUUUAUUUCUUUGGUUUGGUUUUUAUCUCAGUAAGUGUUCGGUUCUCUCCUUAUCGUGCAAUCAUGUUGCCAAAGAAUGAUUUCAAGACCUACUUCAUCACUACAUGUAAAUAUCAACGUUGUCCAAUGCCGUGGCAAAAAAUAUAUAAAUGUCGUUUUUCUUUUCUUUGUUGUUUUGUUUUCCAUUCUCUGAGAAACUACGAUGAUGUUUAUGUGAUGUAUUGUCUUCCAGUUGGUUGCAAUAAUAAAAAAAAAUACAAGUUGCA
Molecule: messenger RNA, 6288 nt
Organism: Xiphophorus couchianus (Monterrey platyfish)
Lineage: Eukaryota; Metazoa; Chordata; Actinopteri; Cyprinodontiformes; Poeciliidae
Gene: ches1
Product: checkpoint suppressor 1
Exons: 6
Coding region: 441-1898 (485 amino acids)
Biological process (GO): regulation of DNA-templated transcription
Cellular component (GO): nucleus
Molecular function (GO): DNA-binding transcription factor activity; cis-regulatory region sequence-specific DNA binding
Source: RefSeq, a predicted model, not a curated record